Helicoverpa armigera (cotton bollworm) is the source of this 1805-nucleotide messenger RNA. RefSeq lists its product as uncharacterized. The record is from RefSeq and is a predicted model, not a curated record. The transcript is spliced from 2 exons. The coding region runs from base 290 to 1465 and encodes 391 amino acids. Gene Ontology annotation, molecular function: nucleic acid binding. NCBI's taxonomy places the organism in Eukaryota, Metazoa, Arthropoda, Insecta, Lepidoptera, Noctuidae.
AUAUAACCCGCGCAGAUAGAGAAUAGAUCUGAAAAUGGCGUCCGCUCGCAUGCGUUCUCGCUCACUCUUUAUCGCUGUCUAUACUCACACAGUGUAGUACGCGCUACAAAAAAAUAAUCAGUCAGGAUUCGCUUUGCACGCUACUUGACGCACUCCGAGUUAUCGUUAAAUUCGUUCCGUUUUGUUGUUUUUGUUGAGUUUCAUUGUUAUUUGUUUGCGUUACGUUUGAUUGUUAUUUAUUUUUGUUAAGUUUUUGUUACGAACGUUGACAUUUUGUGAUUGAUUGACAAUGGCUUCACGAAAACGUGGCAAGAUUCUUCACAGUGAUGCACGUCAGAUUGUUUACAACGUGAUAAAAUACUUUGACGACGAGAAGAACUUGGAGCGUUAUCAUCCAUUAAAGUACAGCGCCGCACGCGCAGCGAUGGCGACUAAUUUAUCGACGGCUACUAUAUCGAGAAUAAAGAAAGAAGGAAAACUUGCAGAACAAACCAACACCAAGAUCCGUACGCCGAAUAAGGGCAGAAAAGGCAAAAAUAAUACGCGUGUCCCCAUGGGCAGCUUCGAUAUUUGUGCCAUUAGAAAUAUUGUUGCCUCAAUAUACGACGUUCGAAAGGAGGUACCUACGCUGAACAAGAUUCUGGCGUCAGCAAGAGCUGAUUUAAACUAUAAAGGCUCCAAAACUACAUUAAGAAAGAUUUUAAAAGAAAAGCUCGGAUUUCAAUUUAAAAAAUGCCGCCAGAACCGAAUGGUGCUCAUAGAACGAGAAAACAUAAAAGCGUGGCGAGUUAAAUAUUUACGCCGCAUCCGACAAAAUGAUGCCAUGGGUGUGGAAAAAAAGAAAGUAGUAUAUAUGGAUGAGUCGUGGAUCCAUGCCCAUUAUACUGUCAGCAAGUGCUGGCAGUCAUCCACCGAUAAAGGCGUUCGCAAAAAUGAUAGUCCCGGACAAAGGUGGGUGAUGGUUCAUGCCGGCUCAGAGGAUGGGUUUGUGGAGGGUGCAGGAUUAUUAUUUAAAGCUAAAGCAAAAAAAGGUGACUACCAUGACGAGAUGGAUGGUAAUAAUUUUACGAAAUAUUUAAAAGAAAAACUAAUACCAAAUCUGCCUGAAAACUCCAUUCUCGUCAUGGAUAAUGCAUCCUACCACAGUAUGCAGGUGGAUAAAGCGCCAACGACUGCAACCCGCAAAGCGGACAUAAAGAUAUGGAUGCAGGAGCACAAUGUCUCAUUUGAAGAAGAUUGGACAAAAGCAGAGCUGCUCAUGCAGCUAAAAAAGCAUCGCCCAGAGAAAAAAUAUUUGGUGGACGAACUUCUCCGUGAACAUGGCCAUGAAGUCCUCAGACUCCCUCCUUACAACUGCGACCUGAACCCGAUAGAACAUGUCUGGAAUUUAAUAAAACAACGGGUCGCAGAUAAAAAUGUGGAGCAACACGAAAAUAAAAUUGAGGAGUUCACAAAGAGGCCAUAGCUUCAAUUACGCGAGACGACUGGAAGAAACAAAUAAACCACAUAAAAAAAGUCGAAGAAGAAUACUGGAAUCGCGAUGUAGGUAGGGAGAGUGAAAUAGAAGACUUUAUUAUCAGUGUUGGUAUGAACAGCGACAGCGAAGAUGAAAGUGACGAUUACGAAGACCAGGACUGUGAAAGUGACCAGUCCAUGGAGGAUAAUAAUGAAUUGAUGGAGGGAAUUGAACCAAUUAUGGGUUCAGAUGACCAGGAUACUGCUGGACCAAGCGGUUUAUAAAACUUUGUGUAUGUAUGUGAAGUGGUAUUUAUGUAAUUCACAAUUAAUAAAGACAAAUUUAAAAA